UCCUUAGAGGCACUGCAGGCACCUCCUUCUGACUUCAUUCAUUCAUUUUUUUUUUUUUUAAUUCCAUUCACGGAGGUAGAGAGGCCUGCUCGAAAGCCAUGGAGAGCGCUCUCCCCGCUGCCUGCUUCCUGUAUUGGGUGGGCGUAGGCACCGUGGCCUACCUGUCCCUGCGCAUCUCGUACUCGCUCUAUACCGCCCUUCGGGUCUGGGGUGUGGGGAACGAGGCGGGGGUCGGCCCGGCGCUCGGUGAAUGGGCAGUUGUCACAGGUAGUACUGAUGGAAUUGGAAAAUCAUAUGCAGAAGAGUUAGCAAAUCGUGGAAUGAAGGUUGUCCUAAUCAGCAGAUCACAAGAUAAACUGAACCAGGUUUCCAGUGAGAUAAAAGAAAAAUUCAAAGUGGAGACAAGGACCAUUGCUGUUGACUUUACAUCAGAAGAUAUUUAUGAUAAAAUUAAAACAGGCCUGGCGGGUCUUGAAAUUGGCGUUUUAGUGAACAAUGUGGGAAUGUCAUAUGAGUAUCCUGAAUACUUUUUGGAAAUUCCUGACUUGGACAAUGUCAUUAAGAAACUGAUAAAUAUUAAUAUUAUUUCUGUUUGUAAGAUGACACGCUUGGUGCUGCCUGGCAUGGUAGAAAGAUCGAAAGGGGCAAUUCUGAACAUCUCUUCUGCCAGUGGCAUGUUUCCAGUUCCACUAUUGACCAUCUACUCUGCGACCAAGGCUUUUGUGGAUUUCUUCUCCCAGUGCCUCCAUGAGGAGUAUAGAAGCAAGGGCAUCUUUGUGCAGAGUGUCCUGCCAUACUUCGUAGCCACAAAACUGGCUAAAAUCCGAAAGCCAACCUGGGACAAGCCCUCUUCAGAGACAUUUGUGAAGUCUGCAAUUAAGACUGUAGGCUUGCAGUCCCGAACCAAUGGAUACCUGAUCCACUCUCUUAUGGGCUCAAUAAAUUCCAUCCUGCCUCCUUGGAUUCAUUUUAAAAUAUCCAUGGGUUUCAACAAGUCCCUGAGGGCUCGAUAUCUGAAGAAAGCCAAGAAGAACUGAGCGUGGAGUAGCGUGGUCAGAGGCUUCAGCCUGUGCGUAUUAGCUGCACAGCACCCACCAAGCCCCAGAAGCCGCUCUUACCGUUUCAGCAGUCGGGAACCUGGCUAAAUGUUGUCUUGAUUGGGAGGAAAACAGAAGUUGCUUUUUGAAGUUCCUGACACAUGUUCUGGAUCCCACCAGAACUAAUUUUGAAGUGUAAUAUCAAAUGGAUAUAGAACUGAUAUUACCAAGAACAAUUUAAUAGGAAGGAACAUGAUUACAGCAAAUCACAGAAUGACAGUCAAACAUAAAAGCCAUCCGUUUCAUCUGGCCCAAAGUAUCAGUGAUCAUUAUUAGAUUUUCUCUGGAAAUACACCAUAAAAUAUAAUCACUAGCAAUUCCUUUUUUCCUUUUUUAAAAAUUUUAUUCACUUUGAGGGAAUGGGGAUUAAUUAAUUAAUUUACUUAUUGGUGACAAUAAUGACUUUGAAGAAAUGGGGAAUUAAUUGGCUUAUUGGUGGCCAAACUGCAAUUUACAUAGAUCUCUAUAAGGUUUUGUAGACAAAUGUACCAGUUUAUAUGUUUAUAUGGAACUAUUCUUUCUAAAAAGUAGCUAAUAACAUAAAAUGAUUAUGAAAGGGGGAGUUAUUUAUGACACAUAAAGCUCACUAAAAUAAACUUUCUUGUAACAUGUUAUUUCCUCUCAGUUUACACAUGUAAAUACUGAAAGCUAUGUGAUAUGAUUGAAUUAUAAAGAUAAAUGGACCAAAAUGUGCAUCGAGGCAGACCACUCUCUGUGGUGCCACUGAGACCCUGACUCAGGAUCUGCACAGACCCCCAACCUUCUGUUUUGCUCUGCACCAAUAUCGCUCACAUGUAUGAAAACAGACUACUUAAAUAGUAAUGGUUAUUAUGGAAAUGGCAUUGUACUUUUAAAAUUGGUACCCUGUAGUACUGAUAUAAUUAGCUUUAAUAAAAGGUGAUAUAACCA
Sciurus carolinensis (gray squirrel) is the source of this 2006-nucleotide messenger RNA. It is a transcript of the gene Hsd17b12, whose product is annotated as hydroxysteroid 17-beta dehydrogenase 12. Lineage: Eukaryota; Metazoa; Chordata; Mammalia; Rodentia; Sciuridae. The record is from RefSeq and is a predicted model, not a curated record. Gene Ontology annotation, cellular component: endoplasmic reticulum. Gene Ontology annotation, molecular function: oxidoreductase activity. The transcript has 11 exons. The coding region runs from base 99 to 1037 and encodes 312 amino acids.